UAUAACUUGAGUUUUUCUGUGGAUCCUUGGAGCAAUGACAAUGGGAAGAAGAUUUAUUCCUGGGGAAGCAUGAAAAUGUACCUUUAUCUGUUGCUAUAUUCUACAUAGAAUGGAAAUUUGAUAAUCCAAAUGGAAUCUGUCAUUGUGCAUGACCUAUAAAGACAUACUAAAAAACAGCAACAUUUGGUUGAUUUAGUAGAAGAAUAGAAGCCAAUUUUUGAUCAUUUCAAACUUUGAAUUGGUUGUCUAUUUGGUUGUUGUCUAUUUGAGGCUUUACCAUUCUAUUCUAUAUGAAUAUGAGUUCUAAAUGAAAUAUCAUUUAUUAAAAAAAAAUCCUUCGUUAUAUACUUUAAAUAUAUAAUUUUCCUCUUUUUCUUUUGGACCCUUCCUGCUAUUGACCAUCACAAUCCACCCGAUAUAACAAACCACUGAAAGUCUAUCACCAAUACAGAGGCACAAACACAUGGAUUCUAUCAAUUUCGUCAAAGGCUACAACAAAGUAAACCACCCCCAUGGCCAUGGCCAUGACAAUCAAUCUCCACGAAAACGCCGCACCAUCUCUGCCGUCAUCGGUACCGUCUCCGCCAUCUCAGCCAUCUUAAUCAUCGGUUUUAUGGUUGCAGUAAUUAUGCGUCAUGAAUCUAGCACAAACACUCGGCCACCCGCCUCACCGUCACUCUCCUUGAACUCCACCGCCUCGAUCAAGACAGUUUGUAGCGUGACUAAGUACCCUGACUCAUGCUUCACCUCCAUAUCUUCCCUCAACCUCUCAAAUAACUCCGACCCAGAAAUCAUCUUCAAGCUGUCCCUUCAAGUCAGCAUCAAAGAGCUCUCAAAUCUCACAUCUUUCCUCAAAUCUCUUAACGGUGUUCACUCUGAACCUGCUUUGCAAGAUUGCAUGUCUCAGUUUGAAGACGCUCUGACUCGACUCAACGACACGGUGUCUGAGAUGGAGGUGGGCUCCGGAGAGAAGAUGUUGAUGGAGAGGAAGAUCAGCGAUAUGCAGACAUGGAUUAGUGGUGCCAUGACGGAUGAAGAUACUUGCCUUGAUGGGUUGGAGGAGAUGGGAUCCAAGGUCUUCGAUGAAAUGAAGACUAAAAUGCAGAAGUCAAAGGAGCUGCUGAGCAACAGCUUGGCUAUUAUUGCCAACAUCCAGACUCUUCUUCAGAAGGUCGGUCUUACUAUGCAUUGACCAAUUCCAAAUCAAAUACCAAUUUCUGGGUUGUUUUGUUUUUGAAUAUUUUGUGUGUAUAGUAUGUGUAUAUGUGGAAUUGAAAUUUCUGCUGCUCUUUAUCAUGUAAAGCUCUUAAAUGAAUAAUUGUACUGAUUUACUGUCGGCUUCUUCCUAA
Mangifera indica (mango) is the source of this 1349-nucleotide messenger RNA. RefSeq names its product putative pectinesterase/pectinesterase inhibitor 26. The coding region runs from base 464 to 1192 and encodes 242 amino acids. The record is from RefSeq and is a predicted model, not a curated record. Gene Ontology annotation, molecular function: enzyme inhibitor activity. Lineage: Eukaryota; Viridiplantae; Streptophyta; Magnoliopsida; Sapindales; Anacardiaceae. The transcript has a single exon.